GUCUAAUGAUAGAAUAUAUAGUAGGUAGCAUCGAUGUUUCGACACUCGAGAGCCAAUCUUCUUUCUUUUCAAGGCGUCAGCAUCUCUAGAUCUUUUUCAUUUACGACUUCGAAACUUCCAAAUUUAGGUAUUCCAUAGCGGUCGAGUGUGCCAGGCCCCUACCUUCCUUGUCGUCAUUGACUGACCCUCAGGGAAGGAAGGUGCAGUUUCCACACUCUGCUACGAUGAGCCAAAGCAAGCAGGAAGCGCUCUCGAAUGUCAAGAUAGAAGGCCCCAUGUCUUCCAAGAUCCUCAAAUUUCUUCUGAUGUCUGAAAAGAAAGAAAAACUGGGGAACGAACCAACUUGAAUUCUGUUCAUCAUGGCAGAAGCACAGCAGGCGGCGCCGAGCCCGCAAACUCUGGCAUCAGAAACUUCAAACGAAAUUCAGAAGCGUUACGAAAUUUCCACCUCAACCUUCAAGAUCCUUUGCAAAAUUAAGAGCAAGCCAGAUGCUCGUGACAUUUUGAGGAACGCAUGCUCUGCCACCGAGUUCAAGUCGUUCCCAAUGAAAAAGGAGGAGACCGCCUUCUUCAGAGCAAUCAACGACAACACCGGCAUCCCCUAUCAAGUCAAGGAAUUCAUCUCCCAACCAUGGCACAAAGUAUACCUCUUGGUUCAGAUUGAUCUGCUCAAGACUGGUUGGCCCAACAAACUAUCGGGGCCUUCUCGCAAAGAGCUGACGAAAGAACUCGCCCGUAUGUACAAACUCCUCGACCAUGUGCUGAGGUGCCUCGUCGACAUUCUUGGAGACCGAGGCGAUGGCAAGGGAGUCUACGUUGCCCUUGAAGUGCUGAGGUGUGUGAAGGCUGGAGUCUGGGAGGGAAGCGACAGUCAACUCCUCCAAAUCGAGGGCAUCGGCCAGGCGAAGAAGGACAAGCUCGUCAAAGCCAACAUCAAGAACAUAAAACAGUUAUCCAAGGUUGAAUUCUACAACAUUGAACGCAUUCUAAGUCGAAACCCACCUUUCGGUCAGACUAUCCUUCACAAAGUUGCCGGAUUUCCUCGUCUCAUACUCGACUUUGAGAUUAUCGGCCCUUACAUUCCCGACGCGACUGCCAACUCGAAGUCAACAGCUCCGCACGACGACGACCGGUCUGCAGCAGACACGGCAAAACCCAGCCAACCUCUUUGGGUUGCUAGAGCUGUCCUCGGAUUUGACAAUGAGAAGUUACCUCACUGGAAGGGCCGCACACCCUGGCUCACAUUGCUUGUCCAAGGGGAUGACGGACGACUUGUUUGGUUCUGGCGAGGAAGUGCCAAAAAGCUGGUUGGCAAGAAAGAGAUGAUUAUCGGUUUGGGCGCAAAGCGUGACGAGAAACUGCAGGUUUCCUUUGCAUGUGAGGAGAUUGUUGGUACUUUGAUCAAGAAGGAUAUUCGAGUGUCAGUGUGAGGUAUCUGCUGAAGGGAGGGAGGGAGGGUUAUGUUCGUCACAUGUGCAAGAUGCGAGAAAGGUUGUUGCUAAAGAUAGCAUAUUCACAGGUCCCUCUAACAUUUCCGAUUGAUAUUUAUCAAUACUAAUUGUUCUCUAA
Messenger RNA from Fusarium verticillioides 7600, 1569 nucleotides. RefSeq lists its product as hypothetical. The coding region runs from base 360 to 1430 and encodes 356 amino acids. The transcript has 2 exons. Lineage: Eukaryota; Fungi; Ascomycota; Sordariomycetes; Hypocreales; Nectriaceae. The record is from RefSeq and is a predicted model, not a curated record.